AUGGCGGCGUUUACCAGAUCAAUGUGGACAAAAAUUAAAGAUGGAUUCGAAUCACCUACGGGAAAAACAACAUCAAAUACAUCUGCUCCGCCGGCUGCAUCUAGAACCUAUGCAUUCAAUGGAGAUGUGAUAUUGGACAUUGAUCGACAAGAUACAACUGUUCGUGUAACAUCUCCAUCACAUCGGCCAAUUUUUACUGUUGCUGUUGGAGCAUUCGAUAUUGUCUUACUUUUAAUUACGUAUAUUGUUCAACGAGAAAGAAAUAUUACAUCAAAUACACUAAUAAAAAUGGGUGGUAAAUAUGUACCUUGUAUGAAGUCUCUGUCUUCAAAAGCAGAACGCAUAGACUACGAUUCCGGUCUCAAAUCACAAUGUUAUGCUUUUCUUUUUCCUUAUCAAAUAUAUCGAUUUUUUACACCAAUGUUUCUUCAUAUUGGUAUACGUCAUCUUCUGAAUAAUCUAGUCUUUCAAGCAAUAGCUGGCUCUGUAUUGGAAAGAAAAUAUGGAACAAAAAUAUUUUCAAUAUGUUACAUACUAUUUGGCUUUAGUGGAAAUCUAAUGAGUGCAUUAGUUAGUUCAAAGAAUGUAUCUGUUGGUGCAUCGGGUGCUGUAUAUGGUCUAUUAUUCUUCUGUAUUAUUGACAAUACUUUACGAAUCUUUACAAUUACAGUUUUAAAAGACAAAAUUAUUCAAUUUUUACUCAUGCUACUCGUUGUUCCUUAUUUUAUCAUGAGCGUAUUUUUGGAUGUUGACUUUUCUGGUCAUAUUGAUCAUGCAGCACAUGGCGGUGGUGCAUUGAUGGGAAUUUUAGUAGCUAUGUUUUUGUGUGAUAUGCCUGACUUCAUCACAGUUCGAGUUCCUAAUGGAGGACGGCGAAUUCAAUUCAUUGCAUUGGUUGCCAUCAUUGGUUACAUUAUCAUCUCAUUAUUUGUCUUUUACCUACUUAAGCCAAUUAGUAUUAAAUAA
This is a messenger RNA of Rotaria socialis, 966 nucleotides long. The record is from the annotation of a GenBank genome assembly. NCBI's taxonomy places the organism in Eukaryota, Metazoa, Rotifera, Eurotatoria, Philodinida, Philodinidae.